This is a messenger RNA of Solanum stenotomum, 660 nucleotides long. RefSeq names its product agamous-like MADS-box protein AGL90. Gene Ontology annotation, molecular function: protein dimerization activity; RNA polymerase II cis-regulatory region sequence-specific DNA binding; DNA-binding transcription factor activity, RNA polymerase II-specific. Gene Ontology annotation, biological process: regulation of transcription by RNA polymerase II. NCBI's taxonomy places the organism in Eukaryota, Viridiplantae, Streptophyta, Magnoliopsida, Solanales, Solanaceae. The record is from RefSeq and is a predicted model, not a curated record. Bases 1 to 660 code for a protein of 219 amino acids. The transcript is spliced from 2 exons.
AUGGCUACAAAAAGGCUCAGAGAUACUAGGAACUACAGUGAAAAUGUAAGAAACUCCAUCUUAGAUAGAAGAGAAACAAGUUUGUUCAAGAAAGCAGAAGAGCUUUCUAUUUUGUGUGACGUAGAAGUCGCUAUAAUUAUUUUUAGGCCAGGAAAAAUCCAACCCAUUACUUGGAAAUCCACAAGUCUGGCUCAGGAUGUCUUGACGAGGUAUUUAAGUUUUAUUGAGUUCAAAAGGCUUGAAAAGUUGGUCACACAUGAAGACUAUCUUCAAAAGAAAGUUGAUAAGAAAGAAGAACAAAUUAGCAAAUUAGAGAAAAUGAAUGAGGCAAAGGAAAUGGAAAUCCUCUUCAACCAACUAGUGGAGGGAAAAAGUAUUGAUGAACUUGAUUCUAGAGAAAUGAAAGGUUUAUUAAAGGUGUUUGCUGCAAAAAUGGCUAAACUUGAUGAAAGAAAGAAAGAACAAAACCAGUCUCCAAAUCCUCCAUCCAACAAAGAAAAUAUUACCUUAUCAGCAAGUCCAAUGGAAGAGUCAUUCAAUGAUCCGUGGUUUAUUCUGACUAUAGCUACAUUAGGGGAUGGAAGCGGUAUAGAGCCUGCACCAAAAGAAGGCAAUGACGUCAAUGUUGAAGAUGAUGGACAUUCCAAGGACCUCGAUUGA